AUGCAAAUCAUUGAAUUGUACAAUUUAUUUUUAAUCAUUUUAUCCUAUAAUAUUUAUGCUCAAUAUAUAGAAACAUUACCUGAUCAUUUGAAUAGAUUCAAGUUUCCUGUUAGUUAUCUUUCAGAAAAACAUUACUUACCAGAUAUACUAUCAUCGUCGUCAUCAUCGUCAUCGUUGUCGUCAUCAUCAAAGGAAGGAGUGGUGGCAGUUCCAGAAACCUCUCUACCAGAAUUAACUUUAUCAUCUUCACCAGUAUUUCCAUCUUUUAUAAAAAAUAAAAUUCAACGUAAAUUUUCUGAUUUCCAUGAUAAAUUUUAUUUUGAUGAUGCAUCAGUACUGUCCGCUUCCAAUUCUUUUUCAUCAGUAAACAAUCUUCCAGUGAAUAGCAAAACUGUUAAUAAUAAUCCAACCACUAUUACUACUACUAACAAUAAUAAUAAUAAUAGUAGUAAUGAGAUUAUUAUUAAUGGAAUCAAUGAUAAUUUACAAACUUCUUAUUUAUGGAAAAAAGAGCAUGAAUUAAAUCCAUACAGACAGCGAAUAGUUCAACAAUCCCGACUACUGAAUCAGUAUACUGAUAAAAAACUAUUUGAUAAUACAAAAUCAAAAUAUAUAAAAUCUCCUACUUUUUCUUCAUCUUCAUUUCAACCACUUACAGCAUACCCUUCAGUAAUACAAAGACCAUAUAAUAAAAAUUUAUCCAAUUAUUUUGAUCAUCGUAAGCAACAAUCAAAGCAAAAAACUCAAUUCAAUAGGCAACAUCAACAAAAUCAAUCAGUUAAUUCAAUAAAAUUUAAACAGAAUAAAAGUAAUACAGAAGAUCAUAAACCUCAAAUCAAAGGACGUUGGUGGUUAGAUACUAUAGCUAAACUUCUACAUUCACAUCCAUUAACUCUAUCUGGUAACUCACGGAGUUUACAUAAUCCAAUCAUUGAAAUCUAUGCUGAAAAUAAUCAAUCACCAUCUAUUACAAUGAAUGCAGAAACUAUGAUACCAUGGAACAAAGUACAAGGAUUAAAUUAUCAGAAUGAAAGACAAAUUGUUCCAUAUGUCAACCACGAAAUUCAUACUGGUUCUACUAACAAUAAUAAUCAAAACCAUCAGUCAGUUUAUGGAUGGAGACGACAGAUUUUUGAUCCUAUCUCACAUGAUACAGCAUGGAUAGAGCAUCAUAUCAGACAACGUAUACAACGUUACAAACAAUGGUUAUCACCAAAACAAUGGAAACAAUUCUUAACAGAUGAUUCAACAACUAUUGGUAGUCGAAUAAAUGCACCGGCUAAAUUUAAUCUUGCUUUAUUUGAAGCUGCAGUGGUUGGUGUAAGACGUGCGGUAGCUGAAUGUCGUUAUCAAUUUCGUCAUGAAAGAUGGAAUUGUAGUCAAGUACUUGAUGAUGAAACUGCUUUAUUUGGAAAUAUUUUACUGAAAGGUAUACCACAAACUGCAUUUAUUUAUUCAAUUAUCAAUGCUGGAAUAGUUCAAUCUGUAGCUGAAGCAUGUUUAAAUCAAAUCGAUAAUUGUCCAUGUAAUAAUCGUGGUAGACAAGAACCAUUUUCAGAUUGGCAAUGGCAAGGAUGUGAUCAUAAUAUUCAUUAUGGUAAAAGAUUUUCACGACGUUUACUUGAUACAAUGGAACGUGGUUCACAUAUAAGAUUCGAAAUGAAUUUACAUAACAAUGGUGUUGGUCGACAAUUAGUUAUUAAAAAUAUGGAGCGUUACUGUCGAUGUCAUGGAACAAGUGGAUCGUGUACUUUGAGAACCUGUUAUCGAAGAACACCAAGAAUGAGAACACUUGGAACUUUGUUAAAACAUAUAUAUGAUCAUGAUUUAGUACAAGUUAAACUAGAUUCCAAUAGACUACGACCGAUACGUAGUAGCACUUACGAAGAAAAACUGGAGGCUUCUUCUUUAUCUACAUCAAACCAUAUUAAACAAUCAUACUUAGAUAAAGCUGUCAAAUUUAUACCAAAAAAACAAUUAACCCCAUUAUUAUUAUCAUCAUCAUCAACUAUAAACAAUGACAAUCAUUUAAAGAAAAAUUCUAAAAAAUCUAAUUUAAUUAUUAUUACCAACCCAGCAACUAUUCAUUCAUCAAUAUUAAUGAAACCAAAUAUUAAUAAUAAUAAUAAUAAUAAUUCAAUUCAUCCAUCAUUAUCCCAAUUAGUUUAUUAUGAAUAUAUAAAUGAGAAAGCAUUUUGUGAUUCUUAUCCAUUUUAUCAUAUAUUAGGUACAAAAGGUAGAUUAUGUAAUUCAUCAUCUAAUUAUAUGAAUAAUUGUCGUCAUUUAUGCUGUAAUCGUGGUUUCAUAACUCAUCAUUAUUAUAUAAUGGAAUCAUGUCAUUGUAAAUUUAUAUGGUGUUGUCGUGUUGAAUGUCAACAGUGUUUAGUUUUAAAAAAAGUUGAAACAUGUAUUUAAUUAUUAUAAUUAUACUACUUAAAAUGAAGGAUUUAAAGUAGUAUACAAAUUAUUAGAUGUUGAAAAUAAUUAAUCCCUUUUGAUAAAUUUGGAUAAUACCAGAAGAAGAUGAAGUUUAUCAGAAUUAUAUGAUAUAUAUGUAUUUGUGCAAUACAUUUCGAACAAUCUGAUUAUAUAUAAUAUACUUGUUAAGAACAUUUAUAUAUGAAAGAUAAAAGGUCAGCUAGACAAGUGAAUGAUAAGCCGUAUACAAAAACAAUGUGAUGAUCACUUUAGAUAAAUAAAUCAGGGUAGGGUUAAGGGUAAGAACAACCUGUUUUUGAACACAUAUAGGGGGUUUCAAUUUCCGUGUUCAAAAACAAUUUGUUGUUACCCUUAACCCUACCCUGAUUUAUUAACUAGAGUGAUCAUCACAUUGUGUUUUGUGUACGGCUUACCUUUCACCUGUCUAGCUGACCUUUUACCUUUCAUAUAGAAAUGUUCUUAACAAGUAUAUAUCAUAUAUGAUCAGAUUGUUUGAAAUAUACUUCUCAAAUACGUCACAUAAUUCUGAUAAACUUCAUCUUCUCAUUGUAUUAUUUCCUGUUUAUUAAUAAAUGUAAUGAGGUUAAAUACAUCGAGUUGGACUAUUUGACUUUCUACCUCGAAAAAUGUAUUCAAUAUUCAAUUGCCUUAAUUGAUAGGUUGUUUUGAUAAUUUUUUUUGUUUUUUCUUCUUUUCUGUUUAAUACAUACACACACACACACACAUAUCCUUUAUCAUUGUUAUUCUAUUGUGUUUUAUAUGAUAAAUGUUCGAUUGUCAUUAAUCAUAAUUGAUCAUUUUCAAUAAGAAUCAUAAAUUUUUAUUGGUUCCGCCUCUCUUUUUUUUUGUAUUAAGCCUCAUCAUGAUUUAAUUGUCAUGCACAAUAUAUUAAAAUAAGAACAUUCUUUUUGUAAUAUUAAAAGUAAUCCGCACAAAUAUACAUAUUUACCAUGGUGA
This is a messenger RNA of Schistosoma rodhaini, 3396 nucleotides long. The record is from the annotation of a GenBank genome assembly. Lineage: Eukaryota; Metazoa; Platyhelminthes; Trematoda; Strigeidida; Schistosomatidae.